AUGACAAUUAUAGAUGAAGGGCAGUUAACUGCAGCUAAUGCAUUAGCCGAUCUAGAUUCAACCUUUAAAGAUGACAAUCCUGAAUUGGUCAUUGCUUAUUCAAAUAUUCAAUGGGAUGACAUAAUUUCUUUGAAUACGAUGGUUGAGGAAGUUGAAAAGGUUGUAUUAAAAUAUAAAUCUCCUAACGCUAAAAUCAAGAAUAGCUUAACUUUGAUGAUGAGGCAGCUGCUGCAAAAAUAUCCUUUAUUCUUUGGUUAUUGGAAAAAAUAUACUGCUAUCACAUACCAACUGUUUGGAUUAGAUGCAUCAAUCAAAGUUUUGAAUGAUGCAACUAUAGCUUUUCCAAACUCUUUAGAACUUUGGCUAGAUUAUUUGAAUGUUCUUUGUGCCAAUAACCCAGAAAGUGUUAAACUCAUACGGGAGAAAUUUCAAGCUGCAAAAUUAUCUAUUGGGCAUCAGUUUAUGUCAGAUCCCUUUUGGGAUAAAUAUAUUGAAUUUGAAACAGCCCAUUCUGAAUGGGAAAAGUUAAAGGAUAUAUAUUCUGAGUUAAUUACUUACCCAAUAUAUCACUAUGCGAAAUAUGGUAUUGCAUAUAAGAAAUUCAUUAAGUUACAAAGAAUGAAUAUACAGGAAAGCAAUGUUGAUGCACAAAUCAAAGCUACACAGGGUAUUGUAAAUGCAAUUUGGAAAUAUGAAAAUAAGAUUAAACAAAAUUUUUUCAACUUAACACCAGUAUCAAAGGGAGAACUAGAAAAUUGGGAUGGAUAUUUAACUUUCUUAGUGACUAAUAAAAAAAGAUUUGGUUUUUCCUUAAGGUUUUUACAGUCUGUAUUUGAGAGAUCCCUUAUACCAUGUCAUUAUUAUGAAUAUUUCUGGAAUAAGUAUUUGGAUUUUUUGAAAACAGAGGAUAUCGACAACCGAGAAAUUAUCGAAACUUUAUACAAAGGUAUUAAAACGCUACCUGAAGAUAAUGAUUCUUUUCGAAUUAAUUAUUUAUCAUUUUUAAAGGAUAGAUAUUUAACAGAUAAAGACUUUAUUUUUUCUACAUUUCAGAAGACGGUUGGAUACUUACUAAGAAUUUGGCCAAAUGAAAUUAAGCUCAUGACUGAAUAUUUGUCUUUGCUGAAGAAGCAUAAAUUCCCAUCAGAUUUGAAUCAAUCAGAUAAGGAUAUUUUGACUCAGCAAACUUUAUAUACAUCUUUUUUACAUGUGGCAAUAGAUAAUUAUUUGAAGAAUAAUAUUGAUGAUGAAGUGUAUUUGCAGAGAAUUACUACUGAUAUAACAUUUCCUAUCAUUGCUGUUGAAUUAAUAAAAAUGAAUUGGUUAGUAUUGAAAAAUACAAUGCAGACAAUAAAACUAUUAACACAAUUUAUGAAAUUACAAAUUUUGAAAUCAUCCUCAACUUUCUGGUUAACAUAUUACAAGUUUGAAAAAUCAAGCAAGAAUUUCAAUAAAUUAAAUGUAUUUGUAUCCCAACUUGGGAAAGAAAUUAACUUACCUACUGAAGUUAUAAAUGAUAUAAUGACAGACUACCAAACAUUUUAUUUAACUAAUUCUAAUAUCGCAAGCCAUCAAUUUACUAGCUCGAGUAGACGUAAAAAUAAUGAAACUUCAACAUAUUUGUUUAAAAAACAGAUAAUUUCUUAUAAUAAAUAUGGGUUUAACCCAAAUAUUAAAAAAUUCAAAAGAUCCGAAUGGAAUAAGCAAACAGAUUUUAAAGAGAAUGGUCACUUAGGGAUAAUAUUGGAUAAACCACAAAUAACAAAUUCAAUUUUGGAGGUUCAAUCAAAAGCUUUUAAAAACAAACCACCUAGUCUGCCAUCCUUUAAGAAUAUUGAUAAAUUAAAUCAACCCAUUAAAUAUAGUAACAUAAUAUCCAAAGAAUACAUAGAUAAAAAGUAG
Molecule: messenger RNA, 1902 nt
Organism: Tetrapisispora phaffii CBS 4417
Lineage: Eukaryota; Fungi; Ascomycota; Saccharomycetes; Saccharomycetales; Saccharomycetaceae
Gene: PRP39
Product: Prp39p
Exons: 1
Coding region: 1-1902 (633 amino acids)
Biological process (GO): mRNA 5'-splice site recognition; RNA processing
Cellular component (GO): commitment complex; U2-type prespliceosome; U1 snRNP
Molecular function (GO): protein binding
Source: RefSeq, a predicted model, not a curated record